UCGCACUCCUAACAAUGGUACGUUGGCUUCCCAUUACUGUAGAUCUCUGCUCUCGCACUCCUAACAAUGGUACGUUGGCUUCCCAUUACUGUAGAUCUCUGCUCUCGCACUCCUAACAAUGGUACGUUGGCUUCCCAUUACUGUAGAUCUCUGCUCUGGCACACCUCAACACUACCGCGGAAUCUAACAAUGGUACGUUGGCUUCCCAUUACUGUAGAUCUCUGCUCUCGCACUCCUCAACUCUACCGCGGAAUCUAACAAUGGUACGUUGGCUUCCCAUUAGUGUAGAUCUCUGCUCUGGCACUCCUCAACACUACCGCGGAAUCUAACAAUGGUACGUUGGCUUCCCAUUACUGUAGAUCUCUGCUCUGGCACUCCUCAACUCUACCGCGGAAUCUAACAAUGGUACGUUGGCUUCCCAUUAUUGUAGAUCUCUGCUCUGGCACUCCUCAACUCUACCGCGGAAUCUAACAAUGGUACGUUGGCUUCCCAUUAUUGUAGAUCUCUGCUCUGGUACUCCUCAACACUACCGCGGAAUCUAACAAUGGUACGUUGGCUUCCAAUUACUGUAGAUCUCUGCUCUGGCACACCUCAACACUACCGCGGAAUCUAACAAUGGUACGUUGGCUUCCCAUUAUUGUAGAUCUCUGCUCUGGCACUCCUCAACUCUACCGCGGAAUCUAACAAUGCGACAGAAAAGAUCAUGUUCAUAACAGACAGUGGUGGGGGUCUAGAAGUCAAUGGAAGUGUGUUCCGAUGUGUCCUGGAUGCAGGAGCUGGCUGCACGGUUCUCCCGAUCUACACCCCCAACCCGCGGUGCCCCGUGUAUGACCCUGUUGAGGACUAUGUGUAUUGGUCCGACUAUGCUCUCCAGUCUGUUUGCAGAGUCAAGUCAUCGGGAGACGACUACGAGACGUGGGUGAACGUGUCGAGGGGUUUAUAUGGAAUGGCCCUUGAUUCUCAACUGAGGACAAUCUUCGUUUUUGAGCUCUCUCAAAAUGGAAAAUCCUCCUUGUGGAAGGUAACCAUGGAUACACAGAUACUGACAGAGGUUCCGAUUGAAAAAUCAUCAGUAUGGGGAAUAGCAACCGACACUCAAAACAAGAAGCUGUUUCUAGCAUUUGCUACAAAAAUCACGAUGAUGAAUUACGACGGGACUGAGUAUGUCACCCUACUUAACAAAAAGACUGGGAACCAUUUCGGGAUGAUGUUUGACAAAGAAGGCCACAGAUUGUAUUACGCUGACACUGGAGCGCGCACCUUGGGUUCUCUGGACGUGGAGACAAAUGAAACCACUGUUUACAGUAACGACACUGUAUAUCUGUCUGUUCAUCAGUUCGAAGGUGUUCUGUACGCUGGGCCGUUUUGGGACAGAGGGAGAGUAGAUGAAAUUCCGGGAGGCUGUGGACCACGCUCUUAUGUCUACUUUAACGCAUCAAUUGCUGGGGGCAUACGUGCUACUGUUUUCAGGAAAUAUGGCUGUUCCUCUGGAUGGUAUGGUCGGAUGUGCAACCGAGAAUGUGGGAAAUGCUUCAAUGGAAGUACAUGUGAUGACGUCGCUGGCUUUUGUGCUGCAGGGUGCGACACUGGCUGGAUUGGCGACACCUGCACAACUGUAUGUCCAAAGGGUACCUACGGUGAGAGCUGCAGAAACCUAUGUGACCAGUGUGCUGAUGGCGCCCCUUGUCAUCCUGCUACGGGCACCUGUCAGGCUGGAAACCUGGAGAAUUGGAGAGAAGUAUGUCAUGAAGAUAGGGGCCAUGUUGUCUGGGCGCUGGUGGCUGUGUGUGUCUUCCUUGGAUUGGUUGUGGUGGUCCUCCUGGUCCUCCUGGUCAGAUGGAGAAGAAUGAUGAUGACGGACAGGCAGAAGAAGUCGGAUGUUACUGUUGGCGCCGUGAGGAACCCAACCUACCAGGAUGACACGAGAGAUGCAGAGGCUGAGAUUACCAAUCACGUGUACGAGAAGAUGGUCCGUGUGCUGCCACCUGUGUAUGAAACGAUACAUGUCUAGAGGUGUCGUUUUGUUUGACGGUCCAUGUACCACCCCGUAUUUGAGAUGUAACAUGUCUAGAGGGAUCAUAUUGUUUGAUGGUCCAUGUACCACCACGUAUUUGAGAUGUAACAUGUCUAGAGGGGUAAUUUUAUUUGACGGUCCAUGUACCACCCCGUAUUUGAGAUGUAACAUGUCUGGAGGGAUCAUAUUGUUUGAUGGUCCAUGUACCACCCCGUAUUCGUGACGCCACAUGUCUAGAGGGGUAAUUUUAUUUGACGGUCCAUGUACCACCCGUAUUUGAGAUGUCACAUGUCUGGAGGGAUCAUAUUGUUUGAUGGUCCAUGUACCACCCCGUAUUUGAGAUGUCACAUGUCUAGAGGGGUAAUUUUAUUUGACGGUCCAUGUACCACCCGUAUUUGAGAUGCUACAUGUCUGGAGGGAUCAUAUUGUUUCAUGGUCCAUGUACCACCCCGUAUUCGUGACGCCACAUGUCUAGAGGGGUAAUUUUGUUUGAUGGUCCAUGUACCACCCCGUAUUCGUGACGCCACAUGUCUAGAGGGGUAAUUGUAUUUGACGGUCCAUGUACCACCCGUAUUUGAGAUGUCACAUGUCUAGAGGGAUCAUAUUGUUUGAUGGGUAAUUUUGUUUGAUGGUCUAUGUUCAACCUCGUAUUUGAGACGCCACAUGUCUAGAGGGGUAAUUUCAUUUGACGGUCUCUGUCUAGGGGGUAAUUUUGUUUGAUGGUCUAUGUACUACCCCGUAUUUGAGACGCCACAUGUCUAGAGGGGUAAUUUUGUUUGAUAGUCUAUGUGCCACCCCGUAUUUGAGACGCCACAUGUCUAGAGGGGUAUCUACAUAUUUAGUUUGAUAAGGCACUUUGUUUAUUUUGAACGUGUUUUCAAUAUUGGCACCAAAUCAUCACUUGUGUAAAUCAAGAACCUAUCACUAUUUAGAGUUCAGUUGUAUUGGAAAUCACCUAAAGUACAUAAAUCAAUCCAACCGCAUAUCCAUAAAUAUUUAUUAACUGAAGACAUGGACUUGCAACAUUAAUUAUCAAUUCAAAACAAUACAAUUUGUGGUAUGCGAGUGUAAGCAAGUGUCAUUAUGUAUUUAACUACACAAAUCCUUUUUGUGUCAUUUUGAUGAACCCUCCGUGAACACCCGGGUUAAAAUAUGUCUAGGCGACUGACGGGAUCGGGGGUCAGGCUCGCUGACUUCACAUUUAUAUAUUACAUUUAAGAAAUAUAACAAUAGAGCCGGAUCAUUUUGUAACCAUUACCACGCAAUAUCGAACCUUAUGUUUUGCACUUGACAUUGAUAGUUUAUGUUUCACAUGUGUCCAUUAUGCAAAGUGUUAAGUGAUUACUCAUAUAUAUUUAUAUAAAGGCGUGAUAGGAAUAUUUACUGUUAUCCAAGCUGUCUUAGAUUACAAAUCUUGCUGACAUUUUAAGCAGCCAAAGUCAUUUUUAUAAUAAAUCAUUAGUUACAGUGUACAACGAUCUAAUAUUAUUCAUCUCUAAAUUGAAUCUCACCAGAUUGUCUGGCAUUGCUCCAAGGCUGUACUGAAAGGACAGUACUCCAGUCUCUUAAAGGGACAACUUGUUCUUAUUCUUCCCCAGAACUUUAUGAUUAAAACUAAUAAUUAUCUUCUUAGAGACUUGUUUAAGUCUACAAAUGGUCUUUUGAUAUCAUAUAUAGCAACCGGCUUGAAAGUAGAAAAUACUUUUGUCGAUCAAAGUUGACGGUGAGAUAUUGUUUAUUUAUCCAAUUUCUCUUUCAGUAACAAAUUUGUCUUACAAUGUUCUGGACCAUCGUAAAAUGGUCAGGGUGCAUCCCGUGGAAAAAGAAAAUGAUAAACUAACAACUGAAGUAAUUGUGUGAUUAUCUAAAUAAUAAAUAUGCUAGUUUUUCGAAUAACUGAAUAGUUCUGUAAGCUGCUAUUUAUUUCGACAAAAGAAAUGCUGCUCUCAAGUUGUUCUGUUGACAUGUUAUUACAUCAUUAUUUUUCUCCAAUGUAACGAACUGCAAUUCGUUGGGCAGAGUUGUGUCCCUAGGCACGCCAGAAACCGCGGGUUCUAAUCCCGGUUCGCCCUGAUCAUGUUUUUUGGUUUGUCUGCACCAUACCCGUGCUCAUGGGUUUCACCAAUGUAAUAAACGUACUACAUCACUUCGGGUUUUCCUCCCACAUUAAGCUGACACGCGAUGAUUGCAAUGGAAUACGGUUCAAAGUUGGGUUAAACCCAAGUCACUUACCACAUAAAAUGAAACCCAUUGUACGUGUGUUAUCUGGCAUCCAGAAACAUAUACCCAUGAAGCUGUUUCAGUGUAAUACCUCUUUGUUCAGCUCUCAUGUGGUCAUUGAUCGCCUAUAUUUUAAUUGCUACAAAUUACUACAAAUUACUGCUUCAUUAUGUUCAAUGAUACAUGCCAAGCAAUGUGUAUUUUCAUUUAAUUUUUUCUGUUACAUUUUUUCUAACCACAUACGCGUUUUUUGUUUAUAUUUUUUGUUUACUAUACCGUUAAAAUUUGAUAUUCGUGAAAAACUGUUUCAAUUCAUUAUAUUCUGAAAUCCACACAUUAAAUAGGGUCACGUUUUGGAAGAAGGCUCAGAAUGGACAAAACAAAUAAUUAAUUCAAGUUUAAAUGGGUGACAUAUACGUGGGGUACAUAUAAUGGUUGAGAGAUAAUCCCUUAGCAUCCAGUUCAACGUUUUUUUCAGAAUACGUAAUGUGUCCUUGUAUCCCUCGUGAGAUUUACACCAGUUGAGAUGAACUAAUAUGAUUAUAGACAAGAUAUCAUUUUGGGUUUAGAUGCGCUGGUUCAAUAACUAUCUAGCUAUUGGUUGAAACAUGAUCACGUAUAUACAUAUACUGAACAUGUAUUAACAAGAUAAGUCGUUAUUUUGUGUUAAACACACGAAAUACUAUUACUGUAAUACGAGUGAUAUGGAUUAAUGUACAUCAUAUUGUUACAUCCAAUUGACUAUUUAAUAGUGAUUACAUAACACAUGCUCAUGAUAUAGUCAGAUUUAUACACCGGACUCUGCUUUUAGUAGAUAUGUCAUAUGAUUAUUGGAAUUGUUUUUUGCCACCUUAAAUUUGUUCAGACAUAAUUAGCGAAAUUAAAUGUUGCUCGCCUGGCUUCUUGUCUUGAUGUAUGUUUUCAAUGUCGACGGCGACACAAAUGUAAAUACCAAUAAAACACUACUCUACA
Messenger RNA from Haliotis rufescens (red abalone), 5206 nucleotides. RefSeq lists its product as uncharacterized. The coding region runs from base 704 to 2011 and encodes 435 amino acids. The record is from RefSeq and is a predicted model, not a curated record. The transcript has 10 exons. NCBI's taxonomy places the organism in Eukaryota, Metazoa, Mollusca, Gastropoda, Lepetellida, Haliotidae.